AUGUUUAGACAAGCUGUUAGAAGUAUUUCCACCAAAGUUUACCCAGUAGACAAAGCUGCUGGUGAAGCUUUUAGACACCAUUUAGAGGCCACAACUGCCCACGCCAAAGAAACCACUGCUUUAUGGAGAAAGAUCACCUUUUUCGUUGCAUUUCCAGCUAUUGCAUUGGCAGCCGUUAACACUUAUUUUAUUGAAGCUGAACAUGCUGAACACAGAGAACAUCUAAAACAUGUCAAAGAUGAAGACUGGCCAAAAGAUUACGAAUUCCAAAAUAUCAGAUCCAAACCAUUUUUUUGGGGUGAUGGUGACAAAACUUUAUUUUGGAACCCAGUUAUUAACAGACACAUUGUUCGUGAUGAAUAG
Saccharomycodes ludwigii is the source of this 363-nucleotide messenger RNA. It is a transcript of the gene COX13, whose product is annotated as cytochrome c oxidase subunit VIa. Gene Ontology annotation, molecular function: enzyme regulator activity. The record is from RefSeq and is a predicted model, not a curated record. Gene Ontology annotation, cellular component: mitochondrial inner membrane. Gene Ontology annotation, biological process: mitochondrial electron transport, cytochrome c to oxygen. The transcript has a single exon. NCBI's taxonomy places the organism in Eukaryota, Fungi, Ascomycota, Saccharomycetes, Saccharomycodales, Saccharomycodaceae. Bases 1 to 363 code for a protein of 120 amino acids.